AUGUGUUCUCAAGUUUACCUGGUCCUACCCUCAUUUAGGUCAAGUCCAGUCAAGUUUGGAGCAUCACCAGUCAAGAAAUUCUGAGUCCAAAGCAACGUAUUCGAUUGGAAUGAAGAAUCCAAAAGACACAAAGAAUUACGAAAGCAAAGAGCCAAUAAAAAACGGAUGCAUGUAAAGUUCUGCACCAAAUGGUGUCUCUUCGUCCCGGACGGAAAAUUCAAGAUCAACUGGGACCUCAUGAUCAUAUUUUUUACCAUCUGGAAUGUGUUCCUAAUACCCUACCAGAUCGCUUACCAGACUGAAGGUCAUAUUAUCAUAGUUAUUAUUGACCGCAUUGUCGACUUCUCCUUUGUCAUGGAUAUAUUCAUCAACUUCAGAACAAUGUACUUCAGCUCAAACCAAAACCAACUCGUAAAAAGCUCUAAGUAAGAUCGCAAAGCGAUAUAUUUAUCAUGGCCGGUUUGUCAUAGACUUAAUAGCUUCAUUCCCCUUCGAUAUAAUACUUCUGAUAAUCAACCAAGACUCUCGAUAUUUUGGAGCGCUCAGAAUGGUAAAACUAACAAGAUUAUUCAGGCUAGGAAGGAUCAUCACCUUCCUCAGAACUAGGAAAUCGAUUACCUACACAUUAAGGAUAGGCCAAGUUAUUUUCCUGCUAUUUAUCUGCAUACAUUGGUUCAACUGUUUUUGGUUCACAAUAAUCUCAAUUGAUGACAACUGGUAUCCUCCAAAAGAUCUGGAUUUCAAGUACACGAUAAUGUUUAAUUCGAGCAAUUAUGAUGAGUACGUCCUCACCUACUACUACGCGACUGCCUUCUCAAUAAUGACAAACGAGUCUUAUCCCACAAACGAGAGCCAAAUAACAGCGGCUAUCAUAAUCCUGAUUCUUGGAGGUACCUUACUUGGAGUUGUGAUUGCUCAGUUCUCAAACCUGCUAGAGAUCAUGACAUCUCAGCAACGCAAGAAGAACGAAGACCUGGAUACCUUGAACUCAUCAAUGUUUAAUUUCCGUAUUACAGAAAGCAUGCAGAAGAAGGUCCUUGACUUCUAUGAUUUGUUGUACGAGUCAAAAUACCAGUACAAAGAGUGAGCAUUUGAGACGUUGAACCACCCAACUCGUGAGAUGAUCUCUCUGUUCCAGAUCCACGACACUCUCAAGAGUAUCUCAUUUCUUCACAAGAGCAACUUCGAGCUGGUCCGGAGUCUCUCUGAGAAAAUGGUGAUCGAAACCUUCCAAGCCGGUGACAUCAUAAUAAAGCAGGAUGAUAUCGGCACAAAAUUUUGCCUCAUCAUCGAAGGCCUCGCAGAGGUCUUCCUCGAGUACCAAGACUAUGAUUUCUAUACGCCUGCAGUCGUCAAAGAACACUAUGACUCAAACCAAGCUGGUGUUACUAAGAAGAGCCGAAAAGAUGUGCAUAAAACUGAAGAAAUUGUAGAACUCAAAAUGCUCACAAACAGAGAUGCGAGUAAAUAACAAUAAAACUUGUUGAAAUAUUCCCAGCAGCGAGAGGCUGCUGGACAAUAGAUUCGACUCUCUUCAUUCGAACCGGCUGAGGGACACCUUGCCUCCUGAGAAGAAGUUUAGUGUCAUAAAUGAGCUCAAAAAGGGAGAUUACUUUGGUGAGAUAUCUAUAUUAACCAAAUACCUCACUGCCACAGCAACAGUCAGAUCUAUCGGCAACCUCGUCUGAGGAGUAAUAAAAUAAAGAAGAUAAGGAUGUCAUCAACCUCUUGUGGAAAGACAUGACCAAGUACCAUGACAGGAACUUCAAGUUAUGGCAUUACCUCAUCAAAACAGUCCCAAAACUUGAGAAUCUCACUCAUGAAACAAUUCGAGAGAUUUGUCUGAAUUUCAGAAAGAUAAAAAUAUUUGCAAAUACCCGGAUAAUCCGUUCAUUAGAAAUUUCAAAAUACUGCUAUUUCAUUUUAGAAGGGGAAGUAGCUGUCAUCGUGACUAACGAGGUCCAGGAAGACUCCAAAUCACCAAAGAGGGAGAUGAAACAUUUGUUUGAAAGGCUGCCUAAAUACUCUUGAUUCAACUUCACUAACGCUUACCUCGGUUACUACUCGUUAUUCGAGUUCAGAGCUACUACAAACUGAAAGUUGCUUCAGCUUUCAAGAGACGAUAUGAACGAGAUCUCAAUGACUUUUCAUGAUUUUCAGACUGCCUUAUUUGAAAUGAAAGCUAAUCUGUCCUUCUCUGGUAAGAAAUAUGACUACUGCUUACCAAGAACUCGAACUAAGAAGACCAAAGAGGGUAGCUCAAUGAACUUCGAUAACGAAGAUUUUAAAUUGCUCAACGACGAAGGCCUCCCUGGCCUAAAAGUUGAGUAUGUCCAAGAUAUUUCAGCCACUAAAUAAGAUCCAUAAUGGUAAAAUGAACCCAGUAAGAUUCUCAGAUGGUUCUCUCUCCUCAAAUUGGAACCUGAAUCUCACAAGAAAUAUGAACUCAACUAAUAAGAGGCCAAAUAGCAACAAAAGAGCAAAUAACCCCUUCGAGCUCAUGCGAGAAAGCUCAGAGUUCUCCAUAGGGCUUGAGAAGAUGAAGACUAAUGUCUCUACGUUCAAGCCAAGAUCUAUCUCCCCUCUGAACCCCAGUUCGAUCAAGGUUUCCUUCAAGAAGAUCCAUGAGUUCUUCAUCGAAAUCAUAAAGACUAAACCUAGGGAACUCAUAAAGUAUCUCUACGAAGGCUGGAGCAUCUUCUGAAUAAUAGACAUACACUUUUACCAAAGGAUGACCCAGAACAUAAUCUCAUUGCAGAACAAGGAGAUGAGAGCGCUUAACUUAUCCAAGAACUAUAAACUGCCUCAAGUAGAGUUAAAAUAACCAAGGCUAUGACGGCUUUGUACGCCAACAAAAAUUCAUGGAGAUCUGGCAAGAUCUUGACACAAAAUUCAAACAAACCAGCAAGAGAUUCUCCAAGUAUAUCAAGAGGACGAAUCAGAAGUAUUCUGAUCAUGUAAAAUCCGUCCUAGAGGCCUCUUAUCAUUUCGAUAAAAGCUUAUUCAGCAGAAGGUAUUGGAAAAGAGUCGAGUUCUUACAGAAUACACUCAAGUUUGGCAAAAUUGCCCUGAGAUAUGAGAAGAAAACUAUUUCGAAUCUCAUAGCUCUCCUCACUAGAAGUAACACCUUGAAGAAUAAGAUUAGUAGAGACCAAAAUCUACACAAAAAUGAGAUCCACCUCGAAAGAAGAGACUCCACCAGUUUUUCUGAAGAAAGCUCAUCCAAGGAGCUAACAGAGGAAGAUAUCGGGACUAUUUCAUACAAAGAAUGAACUAGCGAGGUCCUUACUAGAAAAUAUUGGGAAUCAGAAGAGAGCGAAUGCUCCAGUCUAUCCUCAGUGGACAUCAGCAGUCUCCUUCGUGCUUAUGACAACAAGAUGAACUUGUUCUACGAAGAAUUCGAUUUCUGAUACGGAGGCACAUAGAAAUCCCAAAACGAUCCAAAUUAAUUCAUAUUUAAGCAUAUCAGCAAAUU
Messenger RNA from Moneuplotes crassus, 3475 nucleotides. The record is from the annotation of a GenBank genome assembly. NCBI's taxonomy places the organism in Eukaryota, Ciliophora, Spirotrichea, Euplotida, Euplotidae.